Molecule: messenger RNA, 4676 nt
Organism: Myotis myotis
Lineage: Eukaryota; Metazoa; Chordata; Mammalia; Chiroptera; Vespertilionidae
Gene: ZNF280D
Product: zinc finger protein 280D
Exons: 24
Coding region: 429-3404 (991 amino acids)
Biological process (GO): regulation of DNA-templated transcription
Molecular function (GO): DNA-binding transcription factor activity, RNA polymerase II-specific; RNA polymerase II cis-regulatory region sequence-specific DNA binding
Source: RefSeq, a predicted model, not a curated record
CUCCCCGCGGCUCGGCUGCCUGCUCCGCAAUGGGCGCCGCCGCGGUCGCGGCGGGGUAGUUGUUCGAGCUCCUCCUUUUCCUCCUCCUCUAUCUCCUCCUCCUCAGGGCCCCAGUCAGGCCGAUCCGCUCCGCUCACGUUCAAGUUGAAGAUCCCCAGCUACUGCAACCUGAAAGGGUAGAAGUAAAGUUUUUCCUCCCAACACAGACCACAAAGAUGAUGUCUUCAGUCUUCUAUGCCUUUCAUUUUUUUGAAAGAAAAUCUGAUUGAGCUCACCAAUUUGGAGGAUUGAUUUGCCUUUAGUGGAAGAAAAAAAAUCCUUUCCUUUAUCCUUAGGUUAAGUGCCUAGGACCUGCAAAUUAACAGAAGAAAAGGAAGGAGAACAUAUAUAACUUGGUGCAUUGUCUGGAAUCACAUGGUAAGUCAAAAAUGGCAGAACUCUUUAUGGAAUGUGAAGAAGAAGAGUUGGAACCCUGGCAGAAGAAAGUAAAAGAGGUUGAGGAUGAUGAUGAUGAUGAGCCGAUCUUUGUUGGAGAGAUAUCAAGUUCAAAACCAGCAAUUUCAAAUAUUUUAAAUAGAGUAAACCCCAGCUCAUAUUCAAGAGGAAUAAAGAAUGGCGCACUCAGUCGGGGUAUUACUGCUGCAUUCAAGCCUACAAGUCAACACUACACGAACCCAACAUCAAAUCCAGUGGCUGCCUCGCCAGUAAAUUUUCAUCCUGAAUCUAGAUCUUCAGAUAAUUCUGUUAUUGUUCAGCCUUUGUCUAAACCUGGUUACAUAACAAACUCAUCACGAGUUGCAUCUAGUAAUUCUACAGAGUUGCUGUUUGACUUGACCCAGGAUACAGGAUUAUCACAUUACCAAGGGGGACCGACACUUUGUAUAACAGGUAUGAAUGAAAGUUCGUUAUUUCCAAAACGUCCGUGUACUUCUGAAGUAAUCAGUGUUAAUCCAAAAAAGUCUAAGCCCAGUGAAAGUGUUUCUGGAGCAAAUUCCUCAGCUGUAUUUCCUUCAGCUAAGUCUCUUUCAGUGACAUCUCCCCAAGCUGUGUCAUCAAAAGGUACAAAUAACUCAUCAAAUCAAUCUAAAAAUGGAACACCUUUUCCAAGAGCUUGUCCAAAGUGCAAUAUUCAUUUCAAUCUUUUGGAUCCUUUGAAAAACCACAUGAAGUACUGUUGUCCAGACAUGAUAAAUAACUUUUUGGGACUGCCUAAAACUGAAAUUUCAAGUACAGCAAAUAAAGAUAACACUAUUGAUUCAGAGCAAGGAAAAUUGAUCAUGUUGGUUAAUGACUUUUAUUAUGGAAAACAUGAAGGAGAUGUCCAAGAAGAACAGAAGACUCACACCACCUUUAAAUGCUUCAGUUGCUUGAAAAUUCUUAAAAAUAAUAUUAGGUUUAUGAACCACAUGAAACACCACUUGGAACUUGAGAAGCAGAGCAGUGAAAGCUGGGAAAACCACACCACCUGCCAGCACUGCUACCGUCAGUUUCCCACACCAUUUCAACUGCAAUGUCACAUUGAAAGUACACACACACCCCAUGAAUUUUCUACCAUUUGCAAAAUCUGUGAAUUAUCAUUUGAAACAGAGCAUAUUCUUUUACAACAUAUGAAGGACAAUCAUAAACCCGGUGAAAUGCCCUAUAUUUGCCAGGUUUGCAAUUUUAGAUCGUCAUCAUUUUCUGAUGUAGAAACUCAUUUUAGAUCAUCCCAUGAAAACACUAAGAACUUGCUAUGUCCAUUUUGCCUCAAAGUUAUUAAAAUUGCCACACCCUAUAUGCAUCAUUAUAUGAAGCAUCAGAAAAAAGGAAUACAUCGUUGUACAAAAUGCAGACUGCAAUUUUUGACAUGCAAAGAGAAAAUGGAUCACAAGACUCAGCAUCAUCGAACAUUUAUAAAACCUAAAGAGCUAGAAGGGCUACCUCCUGGAACAAAAGUUACUAUUCGAGCUUCAGUUGGACCUCUUCAAUCAGGAUCUUCAACUGUACCUUCCAUUAGUACAAACACUUCUACCCUUCAGGCCUCACCUCCGAGAACAAAAUGUGUAACUGCUAAAAAUCCCACAAAAUCUAACACAAAUAAAUUUACUACAACUAAAUCUAAUGCAAGUAAACCUACUACAAGUAAGCCUAAUGGAAGUAAAUCUAAAUUCAAAUCAAAAGUCUCUAAUAUGCAGAAAAAACAAAGCACUUUGGCUAGUAGCAACAGAAAAAGUAAAGUCAAUACAGCAUUGAGGAGCUUAAGGUAUCGUCGGGGAAUUCAAAGGUGCAUUGAGUGUUUUUCCGAAAUAAAAGAUCUUUCAAAUCACUUUCCUACAUAUGUCCACUGUAGUUUUUGCAGAUACAACACUAGCUGUAGCAAAGCCUAUGUGAAUCAUAUGAUGAGCUUUCACAGUAACCGCCCAAGUAAAAGGUUUUGUAUUUUUAAGGAGCAUUCAAGAAAUCUCAGCUUUGAGCGGAGCCCAGAUCCUGGCAACCCAGGCUCCCAGCCCCUCCUUGAGCAGAGGCCACUGUUGGCUGGAAGCAGGGGCAUUACUCUGGUGUGCCUUGAUUGUGAUUUCCUAGCUGAUGUUUCUGGCUUUGAUAAUAUGGCUGCACACUUGAGUCAGCAGGAAACUCAUACUUGUCAAGUUGUAGUAGAGAAAGUUUCUGCUCGGAUUCCAACUUCUGAACAUCUUUCUGAAUUAAAAAAUGAAGCUCCCACUAAGGAACAAAAACCUGUGUCUGAGGAAAUUGCAAGACCUAAUAAGGCUGAAGGAGAAACAGAAACAUCAAAUUCUGAAAGUAAACAUGAUAAAGCUUCUUCAGAGGAAAAAAGUGGAUGUGAUGCAAAUGCAUUUGAAGGCUCAUCAGCAACAAAAAGUGAAGAAAGCACAAUAAUUUCAGAUAAGGAAAACAAUACCUGCCUGGAAGACAAAGAAACUAGCUCAAAGACUAUCUUCAGUUAUGUUUCAAAUAUUGGUAAAGAUAAAGUGGAAAAGGAAAACCAAAUAGAGACCAUUGAUCAGGAAACGGAGUUGAAGAUGUGCCAAAGUUCAGAAAACAUAACUUCAUGUGAUCAGAUUAAAGAUCAAAGCUCCAGUGAAGCUAGGUUUUCUUCAAAGAAUAUUAAGGAUUUGCAGUUAGCAUCUGGUGAUGUGAGCAUUGAUCAGUUUUUGAGAAAAAGAGAUGAACCUGAAUCUGUUAGUUCUGAUGUCAGUGAGCAAGGCAGUAUUCAUCUGGAACCUUUGACUCCAUCGGAGGUACUUGAGUAUGAAGCCACAGAAAUUCUUCAGAAAGGUAGUGGUGAUUCUUCAGCCAAGUCUGAUGAAGUAGUGUCUGAUCAAAAAGAUGAUGUUCCUGAAGAAAAUAGCCCUAGCACAACAGAGACAACAGUAGACCUGGCAGAUGAAAAAGAAAGAAGUUGAAAUUAGUUGUCAUUCUCAGUUUUAGUGUAUCAGUGGUAAGAGCAUUCAGAUCAGUGCUACCAGGUGAGCUCAGUGGUGCUGUUGUAAAGUUCAGAAAUAGAAAAAUGUGAGGAGGUCAUUUAUACACUUUAUCUGUAUGUUCAACCUAGGUCAUUACAGAAAUCAGUUGAAUAAUAGCAUGAUUAGUAUGAAUUUCCAAGAGGUUUUAAAACAUAAAUAGAAAAGCUUCAUUUAACAGUUCUCAAGGAAAUGCAAGUUGGUUGCCAGUAUGAAUUGAUUAUUAGAAUAUUAUUUAUGUUUAUAAAGCAGUGAAACUUCCAUCAAUCCUAAGCUAAAAAUCCUUAUUACCUUUAUAUUCUUCUCAAUUAACUUAAAAGAAGAAAUUUGGAAACCAUAUAUCUUUUGGGAAUUUUUAGAUAAUGGCUAAUUGGCAUUGUUAAUAAAGCUUUAUUUGGAGUAUGAUGCUGGUAAAUGUGUAGAGUGUGAAAUUAAUGAAUCUAUUGAGAAUUUUGAUACACAUAAACUUAAUUUUGGAUGUAAUGUAACAUUCCAGACUGUCAGAAGCAUGUAAACAGAAUAUUUGAAUCUGUGUACCUCCAUACAUGUGUUAGUCUGCCAGGCUAUAAGCUUACCUUAAACUUUCAGUGAAAGUGAAAUUAUUAAAACAUAAAUUUAUAUUUGUGUUUUUUGUCAGUGUGAGCUGUGUAGAAAUCCCUCGAUGUACUAGUUGUAUAAAGUAGAAACCCACUGUUAAAACUCCUGUAGUUAUUAUGUUUUUAACAUUGUUUUAAUGAUCUUUAGAAAUAGACCCAUAAAAAUGGUCUGGAAACCAAACCAAAGUAUGGAAUAAUGUAGAUAUUGUAAAGCCGCCAACUGAAAACAUGUCCUGGCAUGAAUCCAGCCAUGUUUAAGUGACGUUUUCUUUAAUUGUAAAAUAGAAACUUCAAAUGGGUCCUAAAGCAGUGAUGUAAAAAAUUGUUUUGGGGAUAUUUAGUCUAAUUUAUCCAUAAGAUGGCUGCUAAGUUGAUUUCUCAGUUGUUUUUAAUCAUCUAGAAAUAAUAGAUUUAGAAAUGAGUAAAUGAACAACCAUAGUUUGCUUUGAAGUACUAAUAAACUUUUAUUUAAAAUGCUACAUUUUUACUUCUUAAAAUGUGCUUUGAAUCCUUAAAUUUUGUUUCACUGAAUGUUAAAUGUUUUAAAUGUCUGUUAAAAUCCUGAUGUAUAUAGUAGUUUUUGAGUAAAUAUUUGCAAUAAAAAUAUGUACCUGAAUAA